This is a messenger RNA of Daktulosphaira vitifoliae (grape phylloxera), 1206 nucleotides long. RefSeq lists its product as uncharacterized. The record is from RefSeq and is a predicted model, not a curated record. The coding region runs from base 4 to 1206 and encodes 400 amino acids. The transcript has 3 exons. Lineage: Eukaryota; Metazoa; Arthropoda; Insecta; Hemiptera; Phylloxeridae.
CAUAUGAUGUUAAGUUCAAAAAAUCUUGUGUUGUUUUCAAUUACUAUAAUAAACCAUUAUUUACAACAUGUUUAUUGUGACAGAAAUACGGAUUGUAAAGUAUAUGAAGAACUCAUUAGAGUAUUCAGGAUACUUCCAACGAAUUUUUAUUCUACUUUACACUCCGUUUUGAAUGACACCGAGAAACGGGUUUCUUCUAAGAUGAAAGAUUACACAUUAUCUACGCCAAUCAGGACUCUUGAGCAUCUUCAAUUCAAAUCCGACAGUUUGAAGUGUUCUUAUGGACUUGUUGUAUUUAAAAUGUUAGAGCACUUACAAUCGAUUCAUUCAACUUGGAAACAUUACGCUGUUUUAUAUGACCUUUAUGUACAUCGAAUCUUGUCUGUCCUUUACGUUAGUAAUAUUUCAAUCCCACCAACACUUUGGCACACAGCAGUAGCAUUAAGUGUAUCUAUCCAAAAUGGAAAUAAUGAUAUUUAUAGGCUUUACAAAAGAUCGAAAUUGACCGUACUCAAAAAUUAUUUAGCAAAAUGCAUGACAAAUAACUACUUGCCACUUAUAUCAUUAGAAACUAAACUUUCUUCUCAUCAACUCGGCAUAGAAACAAAAAAACUAUAUGAUGAAAUGAAAUUAUCUAAAGAUGACAGUUAUGAACUCGCUACGAUCUAUAAUAACGGUUUUAAACUAAAUAUCAAUAAUGUUUACUCUAAAAUACUAAAUCACCACAAAUUUUUACUACUUCCUGGGAAAUUUUGUGCAUACGACUUUUACGAUCAAAAAGAAUACUGGAACGUAUUAACUACGUGUGUAGAAUUAGUUAGAAAUAAAUGGUUAUCAGAUUUCACAGUAAUAUUUCUUUACACAAAUUUUAUUAAGAAUACAUUGUUGAUGCUGACAUCUUUUGUAGUAUUGAAACACUGCAUAUAUAUUCAAAAUAUAUUAUUUGAUAAAAGUGUGUUUCUGGGAUCUCUUUCAGACAACAUUUCAGAUAUCAUAAAAUCAUCCGAUCAUAUUUUAAAACCUGCAAUAGAUACAGUGAAUGCAGUAGGUAAAAUUUUGGAUGUUAAAGAUCAACCCUUUUUUGAACUAGUCAACACUCAUUGGACCGCAAACAACGCAGAAACACAAAAACAUAUGUGUCCAUUAGAUUUUAAAGUAAUCCAUUUUAUUGAAAAUAGCCUUCGGGAAACAAAUGAAAUGAAGUAA